GCAAAUUAGCUUUCAGCCGACUGUGACAAGGGGAGGAUUGUUUUCUCGUAGGCCCAGGUUCCUACACCUGGAGCAAAAAUGUUGUGGAUUCAGUUCCUGAUACCUCUUUUCCUCAUAGAUCCAUGUAAUACAUUACAAUUUGCAACAAACAUGACUUUUGCAAGAAUACCAGAAGAUACACCUGUGGGAUCUACAGUAUUUUAUAUAGUGACUAUAGAUCCAGAAAUUAAUCUAUUAUAUGGUAUAGAAGGCCCACAUAGUUACUACUUUAAUGUGGACAGGACGACUGGGAAAGUGGAACUUGCUAUUUCUUUGGACUAUGAGAGUAGAACGCAACAUAAUAUUAUUCUCUCAGUUGAAGACAGCAGUAACAUACCAACUCGAAGUCCUAUGACAAUCAUCGUGGAAGAUUGCAAUGAUAACGCACCAGUAUUUCUCAAAAUUCCCUACGCUGACAUUGUUUUUGAGAAUACAACGAGUGGAUCCAUAAUCUUCACUGUUAGCGCUGUGGACUACGAUAAUGCUGGGCUUAUUUCUCCAACAUAUGAAAUCGUAUCGGUUAUGCCUAACAAUGAAAAUUCCAGGUAUCUUUUUAUCAUCCAAGGAAAUGGAGACAUUGUACUCAAUGGCACCUUGAACUACAACACAUUGAGCAGUUUCUACCAGCUUUUGGUCAAAGCUACGGACAGUGGAGGAACGCUGCAUGGUGAAUUCAUUUAUCAAAACAGUACCACCUUUGUAUCUCUGACCAUUGAGGAUGUAGCUGAUAUAGAUCCACAAUUUCUAAAUGCACCUUAUACAAUUUCAGUCCUGGAGAAUACAGAGCUGAAUACUGAAGUUUUGAUAGUUUCUGCAGUUGAUGGAGACAAAGGAAUCAAUGAUGAUAUUCAGUAUUUUAUAUCUAAUGCUUCAUAUCCUAACCUGUUCAGCCUGAGUGUGACUGGUUUAAUGUGUGUAUCUGGAUUAAUUAACCGGGAAGAUUUAGAGGAAGAAGGUGAUCAGGUUCAGUUGGAAGUGAUGGCCCAAGAGGAGAAACUUAAUGUUAAAGGAGAGUAUGCAACCAGCUUCACAACAGUUACAAUAAGGGUUCUAGAUGUGAAUGAUAAUAAACCUCAGUUUUAUAACUGUGAUAUCGAUGAUUGCAAUUUCAAAAAUGUCGCCCCUUCAACCAGCUUUAUGGGAGAGAUAGAGGAACAUUCGGCUGCCCGGGUCCCAGUGAGCAAUCUAACUAUUACGGCUAAUGACCCAGACAAGGAUCAGAAUGGAGUCUUCUAUUUGACCCUCAGGGGGACAUAUGCUCAUUUGUACUCGGUGUCUCCAUCACGAAUAAGAAACACAGGACAGGUGCAGGUCUUAGUCAGUGACUCGGUUGGUUUGGACUACGAGAAAAUGAAAUCAACAGAGGUGGAGAUUGUGGCCAAUGAUACUGGUAACCUGCUUGACUGUUGCUCCAUUGCUAAAGUAUCCAUCGUCAUUAGAGACAUUAACGACCACAUACCUAAAUUUGAUCACUCAACCUACCAGCUUGAGGUGUAUGAAAACUGUGCUGAUGGUUUAUCCAUUGGAAGAAUCACGGCAACAGAUGAGGAUUCUGGAGCAUUUGGCACUAUUACAUAUCAACUGUUGCCGGAAUCUAUACUGGAAAAUUUCCGCGUGGAUUCUUCUUCUGGAGAGAUCAGUGUUGUCAAUGGAAACUUGUUGGAUCGAGAACGUCGCUCUGUAUACUACGCAACAUUGCAAGCAAAAGAUGGAGGCAAUGCAACAUCUAGCACUCUGCUUGAAAUAACUAUACUUGAUGAGAACGAUGAGAUUCCAACAGCAAUCGGCACAUAUAAUAUAUUUGUAAAUGAGAAUGUUGAUGAUGUCAGUAUCCAGAUUGAGGCUGUUGAUAAUGAUGAGCCAAACACAAAUAACAGUUUCAUUGAGUUCCACCUCCUGCCAAGUGAAUACAGUGGAAACUUUACUGUUAAUCUCACAACAGGUCUUAUUACAAGUUUGACUCCUCUAGAUAGAGAAGCUAUUAAUGUGACCCAGAAUGGACGCAUUGUUCUCACGGUGGAACUCAAGGACCGUGGGAAAGAACCUCUGUCUUCUGAAGUUAAUAUCACUAUCAAUGUUGAGGAUUUGAAUGACAAUGAACCAUUAUUCAGAGAUUUCCAGUACAAUUUUUCCGUUAAUGAGAGCACACGAGGGGCAUUUGUUGGAAGCCUGCAGGCCAGUGAUCAUGAUCAGACUGAGUUAAACAAUCGAGUUAGUUUCCGUAUUUCCCAAGGUGGAUUCGGGAACUUUAUAAUCCGAGCUCAAAAAGAAGAGUUGGGUCUUUACAGAGGUGAUCUUUUUGUUGACCCGGAAGUGGAACUUGACUACGAAAGGCAGAAUAGCUAUAAUCUCACCAUCGAGGCACAGGACAAUGGGCUCAAUGGGGUCAGUCACACGGCAAGUGCCAAUGUCAGUGUCCAAGUUCUGGAUCUUAAUGAUGAGCCACCACAAGUGGACCCUUCUACUUUGAAAGAUGUAUAUCUUUCUGAGAAUGGAACAGGGACACCAGAGCUUCUCACCAUUCUGACAGCAACAGACCCUGACACUGACCAUGAGCUGGAGUUCCAGGAACUAUCGGUGGAGUGCUUUAAAAAUGGUGCUGAUGUGGGCAGUAUUUGCUACAGUUGGCUCUGGCUUGCAGAAAAUGGCAGCCUUUAUGCAAAUGACACUGGAAAUGUGGAUUAUGAGCUCUGUGAUCUGGUCACGAUGCUAUUUCGUGUAGAGGACAAAAAUACAUUCAUUGGGAACAGUUUUAGCAAUAAUGCCACUGUGCGGGUGGUGAUUGAAGAUAUUAAUGACAAUGCACCAGAAUUUUUGGCAGUUGAUGAAACUUUUGUGGUUGUGCCAGAUGCUGCCCCAUUUGACUACCAAGUAGCUCUUGUAAAGGCCACAGAUAAGGACACUGGAGUGAACGCAGAAAUACAAUUCUCAAUUACAUCUUUGGUGUUUUUUUAUUCCACUGGAGGAAGUACGUCAUUGUCUAACAUAUUUAGCAAUGUUACUUCUAGGGAGAACGAUUACUACCUUGGCAGUAUAAGGGUGGCCACUUCUCUGGAUGCGGCGUUAAAGGGUCAAUAUCAAGUAACCGUGACGGCAACAGAUCAGGGAAUUCCUUCACUUCAAACUACUCAUUUACUGAAUAUUUUCACUGUUGAUGUGUCCUAUCGGGUCAGCCUGACAUUCUCAAAGACACCAGAAGAGGUUCGUGAGGUCUCCAGUGAGAUAAUUAGCGUGUUAACUGUGGCAACAAAAGCAACUGUGUACAUGUCUGAUAUCAAAGAGGCUUCUUCAACAAAAAUCAGUUCUCGAGCUUCUACUGAUACCAUUAUGUAUCUGUACUUCGUGUACAGUAACGGCACAGCUAUAACACCUCAAGAGCUAGACGCAAUUAUCCGGAGUGAUACAUCAUCGCUAAAUCAGCUUUUACAGCUGGGACUGAAAGUUAUUGGUGGAUCUGGAGUAACCAAUGCUGACAAAAAGGAUGAAAUCUUUUACGGUGUAAUCGCUGGUUUGGCUGGCGCCAUUCUCCUCAUAGUAGUGAUAUUUAUUACAGCUUUAUGCUGCAUGAGAAAGAGCCAUAACAGAAAGCUACGUGCCAUCAAAGCUUCAAAGAUCGCAAAGACAUUACCUGGAGAGGUUGUGCAAGGUGCGGAAGUCAUACCUGGAACCAAUAUGUUUAAUUCUGAAAGAGCCAACCCUAUACUGAAUGUGGAUCUGGGCCCCAUCAUAGAUCUUGGCUUUGACGAGAACAGUUCCAUAAGUGACAGUAUCAGUGUGGAUUCUCUUUAUCACCACAUACAAAAUAAAGGUGACUCGUCCAUGCCCCAGGAAAGCCAGGAAGCAGCCAUUGCACCUGAGGUCUCAAAUGACACGCUAAAUGGGAAGGAACCUUUGGCGCUCGCUCUUACUGAUAGGAUCAACAAGGCUUAUGACAACGUAGCCCUGGACACCACAGAUUUAUAGCUGUCUGAAAUACUUUGAUUAUCCAAUCACAUUAAAUGGACCUGUUGCCUACACAGUUUUAAAACGUUUCUCCAAACACCAUGGCCAC
Messenger RNA from Pelobates fuscus (common spadefoot toad), 4090 nucleotides. It is a transcript of the gene CDHR2, whose product is annotated as cadherin related family member 2. Gene Ontology annotation, biological process: calcium-dependent cell-cell adhesion; multicellular organism development; cell-cell adhesion mediated by cadherin. The record is from RefSeq and is a predicted model, not a curated record. Gene Ontology annotation, molecular function: calcium ion binding; cadherin binding. The coding region runs from base 79 to 4002 and encodes 1307 amino acids. Gene Ontology annotation, cellular component: plasma membrane; catenin complex; adherens junction. The transcript has 32 exons. Lineage: Eukaryota; Metazoa; Chordata; Amphibia; Anura; Pelobatidae.